Molecule: messenger RNA, 1061 nt
Organism: Phragmites australis (common reed)
Lineage: Eukaryota; Viridiplantae; Streptophyta; Magnoliopsida; Poales; Poaceae
Product: peptidyl-prolyl cis-trans isomerase CYP23-like
Exons: 9
Coding region: 39-740 (233 amino acids)
Biological process (GO): protein peptidyl-prolyl isomerization
Molecular function (GO): peptidyl-prolyl cis-trans isomerase activity
Source: RefSeq, a predicted model, not a curated record
GAAAACAACAAGAAAAUAGAGGGGGGGGGGGGGGGGGGAUGGCGGCGAUGCUACGCCACGCCGUCGCCGCCGCUGCGGCUCUCCUCGUCGCCGCGGCCGUCUCCACCGACGGCGCCUCCACGUUCUACUCCUCGGACCCAAACCUCGGCUCCGCCCGCAUCGUCUUCCAGACAAAUCAUGGUGAUAUCGAGUUUGGCUUCUUUCCUCAUGUUGCACCCAAGACUGUUGACCACAUUUUCAAACUUGUGCGGCUUGGAUGCUACAACACAAAUCACUUCUUCAGGGUUGACAAGGGUUUUGUUGCACAAGUUGCUGCUGUUGUGGGAGGUAGAACCGCCCCUAUGAAUGAGGAGCAGCAAAAAGAAGCAGAGAAAACAGUUGUUGGUGAAUUUAGUAGUGUCAAGCAUGUCCGGGGAAUUCUCUCCAUGGGAAGGUACUCUGAUCCAGACAGCGCUUCCUCUUCCUUUUCUAUCCUUCUUGGUGACGCGCCACACCUUGACAGCCAGUAUGCUAUAUUCGGCAGGGUCACUAAAGGUGAUGAUACAUUGAGAAAACUAGAGAGGCUUCCCACCCGUAGAGAAGGCAUAUUUGUUAUGCCAAUCGAGCGUAUCAACAUCCUGUCAACGUACUAUUAUGAUAUUGAUGUAGAGAGUUGCGAAGCAGAAAAAUCUAUUCUUAGGAGGAGACUUUCUGAAUCAGCAUCAGAAGUUGAGCGAUGGAGAAGAAAAUGCUUCGCCUGAUGCUGGAGUUACGUUAGGGCUGGUUCCAUCUCCUGGGGCUGAUGGCUGAGGCACAACUAUGGGCGCCCCUGGAAUGUGUAUGUUGUGUGCAUUUAUACUAGCAAAGUGUUACAUGAGUUGAUGCUAUAGCUGUAAUGUGGAAGCAGUUUGAUAGAAAUGCGAGUAGAUAUUCUGUGGAUCUUAUUUAGCACACUAUGGAAUUCUGUACCGGUUGCGAUAGUGCCUCAAUUUGAUUUUUGUAGCUUGGUUUUGUCAAACAAUGUAUGUUACUGGCACCCACACUUGUGUAACUUUUUAAAAAAAAAUCAUGUUUUUCCUGAA